UCUCUCCCCCCCCCCCCCUCUCACCACCCCCCCCCGCGGGUUCUUCGCUGCGAAGAAAAUGGCGGCGGCGCCGAGCGGAGACGAGGAGAGGCUGGAGGAGAAGUCGGAGGAGAACCUACAGGGGCUGAAGGAGCGGCCCCCCAAGGCCAAGAAGGUGAAGAAGGAGCGGAAGGAACAGCAGCAUGAACCGGCGCAGCCAUCCGCCGAACCGGCCGAAGCCGGCAAAGCCGAAACCUCGGAGGGCGCCGGGACGGCUCCUGCGGCGCCGGAGGCUUCGGCUUCUCCCAAGCAACGUCGCUCCAUCAUCCGGGACCGGGGUCCCAUGUACGACGACCCCACGCUGCCCGAGGGCUGGACGCGCAAGCUGAAGCAGCGCAAGUCGGGUCGUUCCGCCGGGAAAUACGACGUCUACCUGAUCAACCCGCAGGGAAAAGCCUUCCGCUCCAAGGUGGAGCUGAUCGCCUACUUCGAGAAGGUGGGGGACACCUCGCUGGACCCCAACGACUUCGACUUCACCGUCACCGGCCGCGGCAGCCCCUCCCGGCGGGAGCAACGACCCCCCAAGAAACCCAAAUCCCCCAAGGGUCCCGGCACGGGCCGCGGCCGGGGUCGCCCCAAGGGCAGCGGGGCGGCCAAACCCAAAGCGACGACGACGACGGCGACAGCGGCGGCGGUGACGACGACGGCGUCGGAGGGCGUGCAGGUGAAACGGGUGAUCGAGAAGAGCUCCGGCAAGCUCCUGGUGAAAAUGCCCUUCCAGCCGGGGCAGCCGGGGGCUCGCGCCGAGGCGGGGGCGGCCACCACCUCGGCACAGGUCCUGGCCGUCAAACGGCCCGGUCGGAAGCGGAAGUCGGAACCGGACAGCCAGGCCGUCCCCAAAAAACGGGGACGCAAACCGGCCGGAACGACGGGACCGGGCGGCCCGGCGGGAGCCGCGCCGGAAACCAAGAAGAAGACGGCGACGCCGCCGACGGUGCAGGAGACGGUGCUGCCCAUCAAGAAACGGAAGACGAGGGAGACGGUGGUCCUGGAGGCCGCCCGGCCCCCCCCGCCGCCCCCCGAACGCGGCCCCAAGGGACCCAGGAGCGCCCGCAGCCCCGGCCGUCGCAGCAAGGAGGGCAGCCCCAAGGGCCGCGGCGCCGCGGCCCCCCCGCCGCCGCCGCCCCCGCCGCCGCCCCCGCCGCCGCCCCCCGCCCGGCAAGAAGGAGCGGGGGGCUUCGCCGCCGCCGCCCCCCGAGCCCCCCGCCAGCCCCAAGGACAGCGCCAGCCCCCCCCCGCCCGCCCAGGACUUCAGCGGGAAGGGGUGCUCGGAGCAGCGGGGGGGGCCCGGCGGCGCCCGACGGCUGCGCCAAGGAGCCGGCUAAGACUCACCCCCCCCGCCGCCGCCGCCGCCCCCGCCCUACAAACACCGAGGGGAGGCCGAGCACAAAGACACUGCCUCCUCUUCCUCCUCUUCCUCCUCUUCCUCCUCCUCCUCCUCCUCCUCGUCGUCGGCGGCGGCCCCCCCCCCUCCCAGCGCUCCGUGCCGCGGCCCCCCGGCCGGGAGGAGCCGGUCGACACCAGGACGCCUGUCCCCGAGCGGGUCAGCUGA
Molecule: messenger RNA, 1591 nt
Organism: Grus americana (Whooping crane)
Lineage: Eukaryota; Metazoa; Chordata; Aves; Gruiformes; Gruidae
Gene: MECP2
Product: methyl-CpG binding protein 2
Biological process (GO): negative regulation of transcription by RNA polymerase II
Cellular component (GO): heterochromatin; nucleus
Molecular function (GO): methyl-CpG binding; chromatin binding; double-stranded methylated DNA binding
Source: RefSeq, a predicted model, not a curated record